CAGUUUGAAACCUAUAGAGCACGAUGCGUGCACUUCAACGGAGCUUCACCGCAGGCAAUGACAUGCCCAAGCAGCAGCCGGGAAGCUACCGCACAUCAUCUUCGUCCUCCACUCACAGCCAAGAGAUGAACCCAUACCAACUUUUGCUCGAUGCCGUAGAACGGUCCGACGCCACCACGGUGGAGCGUCUGCUGCACAAGGGCUUUCAACCCGCGACACAGGAUAUCAACAUGUCCAUUCUGUCUGCUGCUUGUUUAUCAGGAUCGUACGACGUGUUCGAGCAGUUGGUGACCCAAGGGUGGCUGGUCUUCGCAGCAAUUUUGUCGGAAACGGCCACGACGCCGAUCCUGUUUGAAUUGGUCAACUUGGCCACCCAAGGCGGCAACAUCCAAAUCAUCACAGGUCUGUGCCGCGUCGGCGGCAUCACGGUGGACGAGGUGGUGGAGCACGUGCGGGGCCCGAGCGGCGUCAAAGUCAUCACCCCGCUCUUGAUCGCGGCCAUCAACGGCGACGACGCCAUGGUCCACUUCCUCGUGGACGGCGGCGUCGACAUCAACAUGGGCAUGACCAAGGAAGGCAACUCGCCGCUGGGCAUGGCAACGAUCCACGGCCACAUUUCGGUCGUCGAGGUGCUGCUCGAGUCGGGCGCGAACUCCCAUCACACCAACCUCAAAGGCGAGUCCGUGUACGCCCUGGCUGCCGCGUACGGCCACGCCAACAUCCUGUGCUUGCUACUGCACGAAGAAGGCGACAGGGGGGACGCCAUGAAGCUGGGAGACGUGGACGAAUCAUCCAUGAAGCGAACGAUCCACAACAUCCGAAAAGGCAAGAGCCACACACAUUACUCGCUGCAAGAGCGUGGCGGUCACGUUGACGUGACCAAGCUUAAGCGACGCAUCACCAACCUCAAAAAAAGAGUCAACGGCCGCGUGGAAGCCGACUUGUACGAGUUGCGGUCCAGUUCUUCGCUGGGCGAAGAAUCGUUUUAAAUACGUUUGCUUACAUCGUACAAAAUCCUCGUGAUGACUACAGUAGUAGUAGUACUACUACUAUUUACCAGUCCACAGUCGACAUCCUUGGUCUAAGCUGUGAAUAUGUACUACGGGGAGAGGGAGUUGGAGUACAUACAAACGGAAUCGAUGAUCAUGGCAGGAGGGAUAAACGUCAAGGGGACGGCGACGACGGCAACGAUCGAAGGCGAAUGAUGGCCAACACCUUUUCGUCGGAGAUGCUGCCACAGCGUUUCGCUUCUUCGUACACCUCGGCGAGCACAUGCUCGUUGUCGAACAAGAGCAGCUUUGUCGAUGUCUUUAGCGCGUCGAAGUUUCGAGUAGGCGUGGUGUGGGCUUGACCUUGUGAACUACUUGUCUGCACGUCGUGUGGACGAGUGUGCUUGGCAAUCGCUUGGAGUACAUCUGCAUCGGAAAUGACCCCUCGCUCUUGAGCCAUCUUGUAAACAUGGGCGACCAUGUGUUCGUGUUCAAGCAGCAAGAGGAUGGUAGACUUCUUCAGUGGUCCGAACUUGCUCAAGGAUGACGCUAGUGUUGUCGACGGCGGCGAUGGGAACGUGUUGGUGGAAUCCCUCGACAUGAUUUUUCUACUAGUAAC
This is a messenger RNA of Aphanomyces astaci, 1608 nucleotides long. RefSeq lists its product as hypothetical. Bases 24 to 989 code for a protein of 321 amino acids. Gene Ontology annotation, molecular function: protein binding. The transcript has a single exon. NCBI's taxonomy places the organism in Eukaryota, Oomycota, Saprolegniomycetes, Saprolegniales, Verrucalvaceae. The record is from RefSeq and is a predicted model, not a curated record.